Molecule: messenger RNA, 1053 nt
Organism: Haliaeetus leucocephalus (bald eagle)
Lineage: Eukaryota; Metazoa; Chordata; Aves; Accipitriformes; Accipitridae
Gene: GNAT1
Product: guanine nucleotide binding protein (G protein), alpha transducing activity polypeptide 1
Exons: 8
Coding region: 1-1053 (350 amino acids)
Biological process (GO): adenylate cyclase-modulating G protein-coupled receptor signaling pathway
Cellular component (GO): heterotrimeric G-protein complex
Molecular function (GO): GTPase activity; G protein-coupled receptor binding; GTP binding
Source: RefSeq, a predicted model, not a curated record
AUGGGCGCCGGGGCCAGCGCCGAGGAGAAGCACUCCCGCGAGCUGGAGAAGAAGCUCAAGGAGGACGCUGAGAAGGAUGCCAGGACCGUCAAACUGCUGCUACUGGGAGCAGGGGAGUCGGGGAAGAGCACCAUCGUCAAGCAGAUGAAGAUCAUCCACCAGGACGGUUACUCACUGGAGGAAUGCCUGGAGUUCAUCGCCAUCAUCUACAGCAACACGCUCCAGUCCAUGCUGGCCAUCGUGCGGGCCAUGACCACCCUCAACAUCCAGUAUGGGGACUCGGCUCGCCAGGACGAUGCCCGCAAGCUGCUGCACCUCUCGGACACCAUUGAGGAGGGCACCAUGCCCAAGGAGUUGUCGGACAUCAUCGGGCGGCUCUGGAAGGACACAGGCAUCCAAGCCUGCUUCGACCGCGCUUCUGAGUACCAGCUCAAUGACUCGGCUGGCUACUACCUGUCAGACCUGGAGCGCCUGGUGACCCCCGGCUACGUCCCCACGGAGCAGGAUGUGCUGCGCUCUCGCGUCAAGACCACUGGCAUCAUCGAGACCCAGUUCUCCUUCAAAGACCUCAACUUCAGGAUGUUUGAUGUGGGUGGCCAGCGCUCGGAGCGGAAGAAGUGGAUCCACUGCUUCGAGGGGGUGACCUGCAUCAUCUUCAUCGCGGCCCUCAGCGCCUACGACAUGGUGCUGGUGGAGGAUGACGAAGUGAACCGCAUGCACGAGAGCCUGCACCUCUUCAAUAGCAUCUGCAACCACCGCUACUUUGCCACCACCUCCAUCGUCCUCUUCCUCAACAAGAAGGAUGUCUUCCUGGAGAAGAUCAAGAAGGCCCAUCUCAGCAUCUGCUUUCCCGACUACGACGGUCCCAACACCUACGACGACGCGGGUAACUACAUCAAGCUGCAGUUCCUGGAGCUGAACAUGCGGCGGGACGUGAAGGAGAUCUACUCCCACAUGACCUGCGCCACCGAUACCGAGAACGUCAAGUUCGUCUUUGACGCCGUCACUGACAUCAUCAUCAAGGAGAACCUCAAGGAUUGCGGGCUGUUCUGA